AUGGCCUCCAGACUCGCCCCUCUCUUCUUCAGAUCAGCCCUCCGCUCGACAUGUCGAGCGGCGAGGCCCCAGAUCCGCGCCCUCUCCGUCACAGCCGUCCGCCCUAGCGACACACUGCAAGUGCACCGCGACUCCCCCGAGAACAACGCCGAUGUCCCUUUCAAAUUCAACAAGGAGAAUGAGGCCAUCAUCGCCGAGAUCCUCAAGCGCUACCCUCCCCAGUACAAGAAGGCCGCCGUCAUGCCCAUCCUCGACCUCGGCCAGCGCCAACACGGCUUCACCAGCAUCAGCGUCAUGAACGAGGUUGCCCGCAUGCUCGAGAUGCCCCCCCAGCGUGUCUUCGAAGUCGCUUCUUUCUACACCAUGUACAACCGCACUCCCGUUGGAAAGUACUUCAUCCAGGCUUGCACAACAACCCCCUGCCAGCUUGGCGGCGUCGGCUCCGACGUCAUCGUCAAGGCCAUCAUCGACCACUUGGGCAUCAAGCAGGGCGAGACCACAAAGGACGGCCUCUUCACCCUCCUCGAGGUCGAGUGCCUCGGCGCCUGCGUCAACGCCCCCAUGAUCCAGAUCAACGACGAUUACUACGAAGACCUUACCCCCGAGACCACCGUCCAGCUCCUCGACGCCCUCAAGGCCACCGCCUCUGCCACCGGCGGCGUCUCCGCUGCAAAGGUCCCCAAGCCCGGCCCUCUCAGCGGCCGCGAUACUUGCGAGAACAGCAAGGGUCUGACGAACUUGACCGCUGAGCCGUGGGGACCCGAGACGACGAGACCCGAUUUGUAA
This is a messenger RNA of Colletotrichum aenigma, 786 nucleotides long. Its product is annotated as NADH-ubiquinone oxidoreductase 24 kDa subunit. Bases 1 to 786 code for a protein of 261 amino acids. NCBI's taxonomy places the organism in Eukaryota, Fungi, Ascomycota, Sordariomycetes, Glomerellales, Glomerellaceae. Gene Ontology annotation, molecular function: NADH dehydrogenase activity. The record is from RefSeq and is a predicted model, not a curated record. The transcript has 3 exons.